AUGAGCAAUUAUGGUGGUUAUGGUUAUUAUGGAAAAUCGGACUCCACAAUGGGAUAUGGUGAAUCACAACAACAACAAGCACAACAAAUUGGUGGAGGUGGAGGUGGAUAUGGCGAACCACAAAGAACAUCUUAUGAUGAGCAACAACAACAACCGUAUGCUGGAUUAGUUAGCAUGUGAGUGGUGGAGUCUUGGGGCAGGGCUGAUAAAUAUGAAAAAUUAGAAAUCCAGGAGGAAAGGGAAUUCGAAAUUUCUGAUUUUUGGUUGAUAAAUAGUUCAUUUUUUAACAAAAAUUUGAGAAAAUGAAUUUAUCGGAACUGUGAACAUUUUUACAUGUAACUCAAUAGACAAUUUGGUUUUCCCAGAAAAAUCAUUCAAUUUUUGAAACAGUGAAGUAUUUGAGUUUUCUGAAGAAUUCAAAUUUUUGAGGCUAAUUUGUGAGAUUUUGGCUGUAAAUCGAUUAAAGAAAAUAAUUUUGUUUAAAAAAAUUUCAAAAAAAAAAUUAAAUUCAGGAAGUAUCGUAAAAGUAUGUUUUCCAAGUUAUAUUGAUACAUCAGCUAACGAAGCAUCAUCUUGUUUUACUAAAAAUUCAUAACUAUUUUUUGAAACAGUAAAAUAUUUUUAAUCAAAAAUUUUUUUUUCAGGGUUGGUCAACCAUCAUCGAUUCAUCAAGAAGUCAGUUAUGAUACAUCUUCCAAGGAUCCACAUAUGAUAAGGUAAGACAUUAUUUUUGAGUAGGAGCUUUUAAGCCUAAAUUAUGACGUGGCAAAUUAUAAUUUCCAAAUUUUCUAGAGCUCGCGUUUUCAUCGGAAAUAUUGCUCGAGCAAUUGUGACAAGAGACGAAAUUAUCGAUUUAUUCCAACCUUUUGGAACUCUUAUGGCUGUUAAUUAUUUUGCGGUAAGUUUUCUUUUUUCCACGUGGAUUUUCGAUGCCAAAAUUGAAUUUUUGCAGCAACAAGGAUUUGCUUUUAUUCAAUUUACUGAAGCUACAGAUGCCGAUAAAUCGUGUUUGACUUUGAAUGGAAAACAAUGGAAAGGAUGUGUUUUAGGUAGGCCUUUUGUUCUUUUUCUUUAAAAAAAUUGCAAGAAAAAUUGAAUCCACGAGAUUUCUUUUAUUUUCUUUUCAUUUUCAUUUUCAUUAUAUUUUUUUUUCAAAUUUUUCACUUUGUUUUCCAUUUCUUCCCUUUUAAUUUUAAUUAUGUUUUUCAAUAUUUUAGAUGUGCAUUUGGCAAUGUUGGGCAAAAAAGCCCCGACUGCUCCAACUGCUCCAGUUGGUCCGCCGAGUUCUUCGAUUGGUGCAUCGAUUUUGUCGGCUGAAACGAAUCAAGCAAAAGCGGCGAGGUUUAUUUUUGGUUUUUUCGGAGUUUUUUCUUUAUUUUUAUUGAUUUUUUGGGUGGGAAAGGCGCGUUUAAAAAUAGGAUUUGUGCUCAAAAACGUUGGAAAAAUUAUCUGAAAAUUUCCAGCACGAAACUGUGCGUGGAAAUUCUUUAAGUUUUAGGAAUUUCUGAAAAAAGGCGUUGAAUUUUCACUGUUUCAAAAUGUUUAUUAAAUUUCUAGGGAAACGGACUACUUCUUCGCUCAGGAAGGCUACAAAUUAAUUGGUAUUAGUAGAACUGAUAUAUUUUCAAUGAAAAUUUUUUUACUGUUUCAAAAUUUCUAUAAUUUUUUUCUGGAGAAAUUUUUUUUCGAAUUGAUUUCAGUAAUUGUAAGCUAAAUUAAUUGAAUCUAGUACGAUUUUUCAUUCAUUUUCAGCGCAUAAAUUUGCAAGACAACUCUACAUUGUCUGGAUUUUUAUCUGAAAAUCAUUAUUUCACUGGGAAAGUUUCCCAAAAAUUUCAUUUAUUUACUGUUUUGAAACUUCUAUACAUUUUCUAGGAAAUGAUUCUUAUUGAUGUGUGACUGCUUUUGUAUUAUUGAAUUAAAAAUGCGUGAGAAAUAAAAAACUAGGUCAAGUGACGUGGAUUUAAAAACAGUAUAGGUAGCCAUGUCGUCAGUUGCGAUGCGUGUGGACGACACGUUUUUAGAAAUGAAAAUUUGGCAAAUUCAAUGGAAAAUAUCGAGGUCAACACGCAACGCAGAACCGCAUCGCGACUGACGACAUGGCUACCUAUACUGUUUUUAAAUUCACAUCACUUGACCUAGUUUUUUAUUUCUCACGUAUUUUUAAUUCAAUAAUAGUUAAAUUAAUUGACGUUGGUUUCCAAAUUUUUCACUUCAACAUUUUUAUAAUUUUUCUGAAGGAAAAUUUUAAAGGAUGCUUGAUUUGUGCUACCAAACGAGCUAAAACUGGCAAGAAUUUUAAUGCUAUUUUUUCGAGCACAAAUCCUCUCAUAUUUUCUCAAAAAUUCCUAUUUUCGGACUGAAAAUCAGUUCUUCGCAAAAAACGCCACUAUUUUAAAGUUGUUCGAAUCUGUUUCGAGAUUUACUUUGAAACGAUGUUUGAUCGAAAUUCAUAGAAAUCUUCAGGAUUUCGAGAUUUUCCAACCUUUUUCCCAUUUUCCCCCAAAAAUACCCAAUUUUUUGCAGCAAACGUGGUCCGGACGAUGAAGAAUUUGAGAUUUUCAAGCAAAACAAACGGAAUAAGUUGUUUAUGAUGAGCGAUAAAACAAAUGGCGAAGAUUUGGCGCCAAAUGGUGGGUUGUUUUCCAAACUUUUCCGUCUAUGGAUCAAAGUCUGAACAUCUCAUAAAAAACAAAAUAAAAUUUUGAAACAGUAAAUUUUCGAGAAAAAAAUAAAAUGAAAAAAAAGUAAAAAAAAAAAUUAUUACAUCAUUUUUCUUCCCUCUUUUUUUCAGGGAGAAAAAAAUGAAUUAAGAAUACUUUUAGUUGAGAAUUCUGAUUAAGAAAAUGUCCAAAUCCCCAAUCAGAAUUCCUCUGCAAAAAUCUGAAAAUUUCCAAUUUAUUUCAGAAAUGUGCGAUACAAUGGUUUGCGGAAAUUGUCGUUAUGUUACGAGCGAUUUUGAGGAAUUCAAAAAUCAUCGAAUGAUUGGAUGUAGAAGAUAUUCGGAUCAGGGUGAGAAUUGAUUUUGGGGAUGAGAAAAUCGGAGGGAAAUUAUACUGUUUCAAAGAAAAAUCAUGUUUUCAUUCAAAUUUGGAAAAGUUGAUAAUGCUAUCGAAAUUGUUUUAUAAUAACCCUUUAAUUUUGGAAUACAAAAUAUUUUGAAAUUUUCAAUAUCAAAAACUCACUGUUUCAAAAGUAUCUCAAGUUUUUGGAAAAUUUUUACAACUUCAUUCCGUGUUCGAAUAAAGUUUCACAAUUUUGCUGAAAAUUUGAAUUUUCAGCAUUAUUCACGUGACAGAACUUUAAUUCCCAGAUUUAAAACUUGAAUUUCUGAACAAUUAUUAUCAUGUCUUUUGCUUCAAAAUUGUAAAAUUCCACAAAAAAAAUUCGACAGAAAUAUACGUUUCAAAGAAUUCUCAUAUUUUUAUGAAAUGCGAAAAAUAUAAUGCGAAAAUCAUAGUUUUUUGAUAAAAAAUGGUUUGAAAUUUUCAAUAAAAAAUCACGGUUUUUUUUUAAAUUUCAAAAUUCUCUGAAAAUUUGGAAAUUAUGAGCCAGAAUUUCUAAACUGUGGAUUAAAAAUUAUAAGAAGUUUUCUCAACAUUUCUGGUAGUAAAAUGAGCGUUUUUCUAGAAUAAAUUACUGUUUCAAAAUUUUCAUUAAAACUGAAAUGUUCAAUUUUCAUUGUUUAUUGAAUCCAAUCCAGAGUAUUUAGACAAAAUAAUUAAAAACAAGGAAAAAAAUGUACUGUUUCAAAAAUGUCUCAUAAUUUUCUGAUUUUUAAAUUUUUUUGAAAUUCUCAUUUUGAUUUUGAAAAGUUCACUGUUUCAAAAUAUUCUCGAAUUCUAUAAAGUUUCGAAAAUUAUGAUACAAAAUUUCCACACGAAUCAAUUUUUUUCUUUCAGAAGAACCAAAACAUCGUCUAAAAUGUGCAACAUGCAAUCAACGUUUUCUUGCCGCUUGGGCUCUUCUCGAACAUUUGACCGAAUUUCAUCGAAUGUUGUUGUACAGCGAGGAACCGAUUCCGGUGAGUAUAGUUUAUUUGAGAAAAAUAUUUUUGAAAAAUUCUAUCAAUUCCAUUUUUGUUUGAGAUUUCAGUCAAAAUUAACCACUUUUCUUCCAAUUUUCAGUCAAAAAUAAAUUUUCAGCGCGAAAAAUCGACUGAAAAUGGAAAUGGAGCAGGCGGAGCAACUUCUUCCACCGAAACUUCACAAGCUCAAACCGAAGGAGCUCCUGUUGUUUACAACGAAGAAAAAUAA
Caenorhabditis angaria is the source of this 4256-nucleotide messenger RNA. NCBI's taxonomy places the organism in Eukaryota, Metazoa, Nematoda, Chromadorea, Rhabditida, Rhabditidae. The record is from the annotation of a GenBank genome assembly.